AUGGCCGGCGAUGCGAGCCUACCGCCCAGUGAUUUCGCCGACACUACUGCUUUAGAAAUUUUUGAUACUACACGCGCUGCCCGUUCUGCUUCAUUCAAACGCAAGGUUACUAGGGUUUGUUUGAUUGGUAAAGCGAAUGAAGAUCUAGCAAUCAUAGCGUUGUUAAAAGAUCAUUUUCGCGUCACAGUGCUCGAAAGUGAAGAUGGAUCUGAAUUCAAGGAUGAGACAGAUAUACUGUUCGUUUGUCCGGAUUUUGAUAAUUACUCGUACUUAAAUUCUUUAAAGAAAUCAAUUGUUGGGCCUCCGCUUAUUCGACAUAGAGCUUCUCAACAUAAGGUGCCUCCGCUGACUAUGCCUCGACCUAAUAGGGCUCUGUAUAAUGAGAGUAUGGGAAACGUAUGCGUAGUUUUUUCUGGAAUAUCUAACGCGAAAUGCCGGUACGCAGUCGAUCUUAUUCACCACAUGGGCGGAAGUGCAAGGAAAGGAUUCCCAUCUUCAGCAACGCAUCUUAUUACUGAAGUUGCAACAGGCGAAAGCUAUAGAAUGGCAGUUUCAACCGGUACAAAGGCAGUACAUUCUGAUUGGGUUUCGGCUGCUUGGGCUGUUCGAAAUGAUAUAUCAGUAUCCGUUACUUCUCAUGAAUUUAUAUCGCCGUUCUUGGUAGAGCCAUUCUGUGGUCUUUCAAUAUGGUUUACUGGCUUUCCCACAGAUGAAGAAGAUGAUAUGCGAGCGAAAGUUACUGAUCAUAAAGGCUGCAAUGCGAGAUCCCUGGAAGAGGCUUCUCAUGUUGUUUUGGCAAACACCGUGGAGGAACUCUUAGAAGAUAAUGAAAAGAAAACUCAGCACUUUGUUACAGCCGAAUUGCGCACUCGUGUUUACCGUGGUCUGGAAGCAUAUGUAUAUUUGUUGAAGUGGAGUUAUACGAUGUGGUUCUGGAUUUCGAUUCAGUUAAACUGUUGCGCUAACGAAGACCUGUACCAGUGGAAAGGAAUACGACGUUCCAAUAAGAAACGCAUCCCAAUGUCUCCCAGUGGAGCGAAGGACCAAGUUGUGGCAUCUAGGAGGUCACUAUCAAAGUCGUCUAUGGAAAUCCUUGAAAGUAGCAAUUCAUCGGCUCUUCCAGGUAAAAUUCUUUCUCUUUUCCCCCGUAACAUCACUUUCAAGUACAAACUUUUAGAUUAUUCCGAACAUCAUUUUUCGUCAAACGAUAAGCUCGCUACUUCACCUAAAAAAAUUGAUAAACGACAUGCCAUAAGUAAGGAAAUGCUUGAAACGGAGGAGAACUAUUUGAAAGCAUUAAAAAUAAUCGUCCAGUUGUUCAAAGGACCACUCGAGGAACACACUUCGCAACCUGAAUCGGGGUUGUUGUCGAAGGCUGAAAUAACGCAAAUUUUUUCGAGAGUUCCUCCACUAAUAGAAGUACAUGAGAAAAUAUGUAGUGAAUUACGAGCAUGUGUAAUGCACUGGUCGGCAGAUCGUUUAAUUGGGAAGAUUUGGCUUGAUAGUGCAAAACAGUUGGAUCCAGUAUAUAAAGGGUUUAUCAACAGUUAUGACACGGCGUGUCAAACUUUGGAUCAUUGCGACAGAACAAAGCCAAAGUUUCAUGCUUUUCUGAAGGCUGCCGAAAGUCGUGGCGAAUGCCAGAGGAAUCAUUUACAUGAUUUGCUUGUUAGACCAGUGCAGAGAAUUCCUUCUGUACUUCUACUUUUGAAAGCUAUAUUAAAAAAAACGGAGCGGGGAAAUCCUGAUGCACCUUAUUUGAAAGAGGCGAUGAAAGCACUUGAAAGAGUUUUGGCAAACGCAAAUGAAUCUAGAAGGCAGACUGAAAACUACACAGAAAUUUUCCGUAUUUCUAACGAAAUUAAUGACUGCCCGGCUGAAAUGUUGUCGAGUGCUCGGACUUUGAUGAGUGAGUUUCAUGUUCUCUCAUUAGGCGGUGAGGAAGAAUGGGCCAAAACACGCGGGAAACUUAUGACGAUUUUCCUCUUUAAUGACCUUAUUGAAAUCGUUAAAGUGCGAAGUGGAGCAACGAUUGGAGAUGAAAAUUCAGUUCAUUCACUGUCUAACUCCACCAUGAAUAGGCAAUUUUCUUUUGCAAAUUUGAGACGAGAUAGGAAGAAGUAUAAGCAUUACCAGCAGCAUAUGCUCACAAGUAUCAAAUGGAUUGAUUCUAUCGUGGUCAAAGAUAUCUCUGGUGUUUUUGUAAUGUCUUUCCGGAUGUACGGUACUGAUUCAUAUUGGGUUGCUCAGUGUCAAGAGAAUCAACCUGGUGAAACACGCGCAUUUUUAAACAUAUUUUAUUUAUGUGGCAGACUAGUAGCUGUUAACGAUUUGGACAUGAAUGAUGAUCCCUUCUGUGACAAAGGUUAUGAGUUUUCGAGGAAUGGAACUGAGUCAAAAGAGUAUAAGCGAAACGUUCUAAAAUCACUGCAUUAUGCAGUACGGAAUACGGGACCUACACGAGUCUUUGUCCGUCCUCAAACCCAAUUCUUGCCUGGCCUCCGUCGAGCGGCAUCACAAGUUCAAAUAGGGAUUACAAACACACUUUCUAGAUUUCAGUCUCGCGCUCAUCUUACAACUGUUUUGGAAGCCACUAAUACAUCAAAUGGCCGUGCUACUGUCUCUUCAACACCUCACCGCAGUCUCAGGCAAAUGAUUUCAGCCAGUACUUUCCUCCCUAAUCGUUUAAUUAGAGGCGAUUCUAUGCGUUCGAAUCGGGCUGUUAGUGGGGUUCCUAUAGACUAG
Molecule: messenger RNA, 2745 nt
Organism: Enterobius vermicularis (human pinworm)
Lineage: Eukaryota; Metazoa; Nematoda; Chromadorea; Rhabditida; Oxyuridae
Source: the annotation of a GenBank genome assembly